This is a messenger RNA of Neocloeon triangulifer, 1502 nucleotides long. RefSeq names its product COP9 signalosome complex subunit 4 (gene CSN4). The record is from RefSeq and is a predicted model, not a curated record. The transcript has 9 exons. The coding region runs from base 180 to 1445 and encodes 421 amino acids. Gene Ontology annotation, cellular component: COP9 signalosome; cytosol. Lineage: Eukaryota; Metazoa; Arthropoda; Insecta; Ephemeroptera; Baetidae.
AUUAUAUAAACUUUAUAUCCGCUACUACAAGCAGUUCCAAGAUCUGACCAAUCAGAAAAGGGAAAGACUAACUUAUCGCAAACACAAAUCACAAAAUUUGUCAACAAACAAAAACACAGCCGGCUCGAGGAAGUAAAUUUAAAACUACACAAAUCUGGUGUAAAUCGAAGCAAAGGAUUAUGGCAGGUUCGAGUGUUGACGUGAAGUCAAAUGUUAGACAGUUGCUUGCAAGUCUUGCAAACUCUGGUGGAACACACAAAGACCAAGCUGAAAAGUACCGUCAAAUUCUUGAAAAUAUUCUUGCAGCUGAUGGAGAAGACUUGGUAGAGGGAUUGAAGGCAUUUAUUGAGGCUAUUGUGAACGAGAAUGUGAGCCUUGUUAUUUCACGCCAACUUCUGACUGAUGUCUGCAACCACCUGCAAAAAUUGCCUGAAGAUGUCUCAAAAUCAGUGUCGCAUUUCACUCUAGACAAGGUUCAGCCAAGGGUGAUUUCUUUUGAGGAGCAAGUUGCCAGCAUUCGACAACAUUUGGCUGAGAUCUACGAAACCAACCAGUCUUGGAGAGAUGCCGCUAAUGUUCUUGUUGGAAUUCCUCUCGAGACUGGUCAAAAGCAAUACACUGUUGAAUAUAAACUAGAGACAUACCUGAAGAUUGCACGUCUGUAUUUGGAAGAUGACGAUCCUGUCCAAGCUGAGGCAUUCAUUAAUCGAGCCUCAUUGCUGCAGGCGGAGUCCAAAGACCAGCAGCUUCAAAUUUUGUACAAAGUUUGCUAUGCAAGAGUGCUGGACUACAGGAGGAAAUUCAUUGAAGCCGCACAACGCUAUAACGAGCUAUCUUACAAAACAAUAAUUCAUGAGGACGAGCGAAUGACUGCUCUGAAAAAUGCUCUACUUUGCACUAUCCUUGCUUCAGCAGGACAACAAAGAAGCCGAAUGCUGGCCACACUGUUUAAAGACGAGCGCUGCCAAACACUCCCAGCAUUCAGCAUUUUGGAGAAAAUGUACUUAGACAGGAUCAUUCGACGCUCGGAGCUGUCAGAGUUUGAGAAUCUAUUGCUUCUCCACCAAAAGGCUGUUGUUGCUGACAACUAUGGCUAUGGGAAAGGCGGAAGUGCAACUAUUUUGGAUCGUGCUGUGAUUGAACACAACUUGCUCUCGGCUAGUAAGCUAUACAACAAUAUCACUUUUGAAGAACUGGGGGCACUUCUUGAAAUCCACCCGCUCAUGGCAGAAAAGAUUGCCAGUCAAAUGAUUACAGAGGGUCGAAUGAAUGGAUACAUUGAUCAGAUUGAUUCAAUUGUCCAUUUUGAGACACGAGAGAUCUUACCAACAUGGGACAAGCAGAUUCAGUCUCUUUGCUACCAAGUUAAUCAGAUCAUUGAGAAGAUAACUAACGUAGAGUCUGGUUGGAUGGCAAAAGCUAUGGACGAACAAAUGGUCCACUGAUACUUUAAGAUUAAGUCUAUAAAAAGCUGUAAAAAAAAUAAAAACCAUUUCUAAAUA